Molecule: messenger RNA, 1518 nt
Organism: Seminavis robusta
Lineage: Eukaryota; Bacillariophyta; Bacillariophyceae; Naviculales; Naviculaceae
Source: the annotation of a GenBank genome assembly
GGAUCGGAUCUCUACGUCAUUCGACAACUCUUGGAUUUCAAACGACGGUAUCCCGACCGCGUGCAUUUGAUCAUGGGCAAUCGAGAUAUUAAUAAAAUGAGAAUACACCAAGAAAUGGGAAGAGACGACAAUCUACCACCACAUGACGGAGUCUACUGGUUGCGAAAUCACGUUCAAUCGACCAAUGCAGGCGACGAGUCAGAUAUUGUACCGUCACAAACCAGUGCAUCCGAACGACUGCAAUUCUUGUUGGGACGGACCAUGGGAAGUCCGAAUGCAUUCGAAUCACGUCGAUUGGAGUUGCAGCGAGAGCGACAAUUUGCACAAGACAACGACGACAACACGACAAUCAGCGACCGAGAUGUGGUCCAGUCGUAUCGAGAGAGCUGUCACCCCGUCACGGGAGAAAUGGGAAACUAUCUGGCCAAUGCCACUCUGGCCUUUAGCCUGGGGGAACUCUUUGUGGUACACGGGGCCUUGCCACUGACGAAUCCAGUAUUGCAACAGCAGAUCAUGAAAGAAGAAGCAGAAUCAAGCCACAACCAACAAUCAGCUGAUUGUUGGAAGGACCUGUCCUUUGCCAUGCCAUGGACAAGCGAGUCGGGGAGCCAAGAAGCAUCACCAUCAUCGAGUAUUACUACAGCCAAGAAAGCAAUCCACGAUUGGGUGGAUGCUCUGAACCAGUUUGCCCGGGAAUCCAUUGACGCUUGGCAACAGGAAGCCGACAAUGAUCCGCCAGAGAAAGGCAGCGUCUGGGCUACCAAUGGUGAAUAUUCCAACAAGUUUCCAGCCUACAAACUGACACAGUAUGGAAUGGGAUGGACUCCCGAUGGAAAACGCAAUCCCACCGUCGUGUACUCGAGUUGGGCCGUGGAUGGAAUGCCUCUGCGAUUCGUUCCAGACAGCAACAACCAAGAGGACUUGUUGUUUGCUCGUCUUGUCCGAGAGUUCUUUCGGCAGUCCAACAUCAAGCUGAUCUUGUCGGGACAUCAGCCUCAGGGGGACAUGCCUUUACCAAUCCGAAUCUUUGAAGAGUCGCAAUCAACAAGUCGUGAUCAUAGCAGCGGGAGUGAUAAUGACGAGCAACGACUACCGGUACUAGGGUGGGUACUUUGUUGUGACACGAGCUACUCGGGAGAUACAAACUGGGUCAAUCAAGAUAGACAAAACUUGGGGAGAGGUCGCGGCCCUGGAUUUCGCGGGGAUGUUGCCGUCGCCGAAACACUCGUGACAAUUGACAGCGAGGGACGGUUGCAGGAUGUCAGAUGGCACGGCGUCCUUUGCGAUGGGACAGCCUAUGAGACGGAAAACUUGCUAGAAUCCUCGUCUUGUGCUCCUUCUGUUGGCUACCUUGCAGACGGGGAUUGGUUGCCCGACCAGGAUGGGACACCUCAUGAAACUCCUUGGUGGGCCAAAGCACAUCUAGCGGAUGGAUCGAUUCUGUUGUCCACGGCCAAGGGGUAUGACGUCUCGAACUACAUGGCGAAACCUCAUGAGAGCCAUGUGACAACAGAAUAA